UAUGUAGAUAAUAUUUGGUCUUUGAAUGAUUAAAAUUGGAUGUUUGGUUUUGAAGUUGUGGUGAAAUUAAAAUAUUACGAUUUCUGCUGCACGGCCUGUUGCGAAGUGAGCAAGACUUAGCCGCUUUGCGGGCGGUCCUUUAGUUAGUUCUAAUGGAGAUAUAUUUAGUAUCAGCUGUGCAUCCGUGCGAAGCCGGGGCGGGUUGCUAGUAUUAUAAUAAACAUACAUAUACUACAUAAGUUGGAUGAUCGUAGUAGGAACUUCCCCAGAAGUGACACAUGCAGAUUGUAAUACCAGGAUUAUGAUAAGUAUUAUUAUCCCUUCAUAAUGAAUAUAUUUUAAGGCCUUUUCUUAAUAUUUUUCAAUGUUUCUUCCUAAGGUCAACAAACUUGACUUGACUCUCCCUAGCCAAACCAAUGGGUUUCAAUGAACAGGAGGUCAUCAGACUGACCUAACAAAACAACUCCUAACAGAAGAACUUUGACGAAAUGACCAUACAUUUAUAGCUUAAUAAAUCACUGCAACCAAUUGCAUGCCUGUAUCUGUAUAUGUUAGUCAGUCAAUCAGUAGGCCCUUUUAUGCAUAUAGUCCUAGUCUAUAGAACCUACACCCGCAUUUCCGCUAAGGUAAAACGAAAAUUCCUUCCCACGGGAAUAACCCGAAAUAAGUGGAAAUUCCCACGAGGCCGAAGCCCCGCGCGAAUUAUAGUAAGUAGAAUAUGAUUUCAAGGAAUGACAAAUGGAGACAAGCUAUCAAACACAAGCAAGUCUUAUUAAUUCUCUAAGUAAGUAUCUACUUAAUUUAUAAGCAGCAAGUAUGAGUCAUAGAAACAAGUCGUGCUUUUGUGGUUUUUUGAUAAGUUUCGACAAUUCAAUGACGCAACGCAACCCGUCUGCUGGCGACCAACUCCCCGCGCUCGCAUGCCGCGCAUCGCCUGCUGCCGCAGGCACUGUCAAUAAACUUUGGCCGCACAAGGUGAGCUCACUAAUGUUGUUUUGUUCGUUGCCAUUCCGCUCGGUCAAAAACCUGUACUUGCUCUGAUUACCGGCAAGCUGUGCAUGUUUUCCCGCUUAAUUCUUUAUUUAUUUACCUCGUCGUAUAGAAUUUCACAAAUUUUAACCAUUUUAGAGGUCAUAUUAAUAUUUUAAAAGUUGCCAAUGUACGGAACUCAAAUGGCUGCUGGUGAAAGUGGCAAACACGAGGAGUCGGGCAGCGGCGCGAGACGGGCGCGGGGAGUACUGAUCGGAGCCCGACGUGGCGGAAGAAACUGACUUUAUUGCGCGUCGACCGCACAUGUAUUGGUGUCGUUUAUGACAGUGUGCAAAACGCACGUAAUGUUUAUAAUAUUGCCUUAGCUUCACGUAAAUUUAUCAUGUAAUUAUUACUCUUUAAAAUUCAGUGAUCUCGUUAUUUGCCACAAAUGUGCAUUAACCUUUGUAGAGUAGUGUGCUCUCAAGGAGAAUCUAGUUGGAUAACACAGCCGAACAUUGAAAUGUUAUAUUGCCGCGUAAGAGAUAGAUAGUGAUUUGGAGAAUGGCGAGUGAUGAGACGUCUACUGGCGAGGGGGGCAUGGAGCCUACCAGCCUGGAAUAUAUGGAGGACCCGUACUUCGUCACUCCGGACAACGGCUCCACGCCGAGUUUCGACUUAGCGGUGGAUGAGCUGGAUGAGGCAGAGGAGCUGACCAGCUGGCCCAACGACGACGCCGACGCUGAUUGGCGCGCGUUGCCGGACCUCGCAGACUCCGCACUUUGUAUAGAGACAGAAUUCUAUAUGGACAAUCGCCGACGUCGACUACGUAUCUUUAGGAAAAAAAUGCGCGAUGUCAGAGUCACGUUCCAAGAUCUAUCAAAGCCGUAUCUUGCAAAAGUAUCAAGCCACACGAAUUAUAAAAAGUUUUUAGGUAUAACGCUUGGAGCCGAGGAAGCCAUGGCGGGCACAGGAGGCGCGGGCGACACCCACGUGGUGGACGAGUUGGCCGGGCUCACCCCCGAGCAGGCGGAGCAGCUCCGGGCCGAGUGGAGCCGCGAGCUGGCUAGGGUCGAGGACGAGAUCGCUACUCUGCGGACUGUACUUCAAAGCAAGAUCCGUCAAAGCUCAGAGCUAAAGAGAAAACUUGGCAUCACAGUGUGGAAGGAGAUCACCGAAGAUGUUAACCAGGGCUUGAAGAAUGUGAAAGAAAGCCAAGUCUAUCAAACGAUAGAAACACGCGUGGCUGACCUUACAAAGGCUGUGACUGAAGCACCUAUAUACCAAAAAACUGAAUCUGUGAUAAAAACUACGGCGGAGAAAACAACGUCUAUCCUGGGCGGCAUCACGGCCGGCGUGUCCAGCAAACUCGGCCAGAUGCGCAACUCAGAGUCUUUCCGAUCCAUCGAGGAGCGAGUCGGCUCGGCCUACGAAAACGUUAAGGGUAAGGUGGCCUCCCGGUCCAAUUCUACACAGAGCUUCGAUGAGGCGCUCCGCGACGCAUCCCGCGCGGCCAGUGGCGCCACCUCCCCCACCAUCCCCGAGAACAAACCCUUGCCUUAGUGCAAAGUGAAGAAUAACUCGCCUCACCCCCACGCCCUACAUUGAAACAUCUAACGUUUCAGAAUUACUUCGAUACCGGCACUUGAUGUUUCAGCUUGGUACGGUCAAAAGAAUAUCAACCUACCCAUUCCGAUUUCGCCUCUAUUUCUGUGUCUUUCAGUACCAUACAAGGAACUUGACAAUGAAAAUUAAUUUAUUGUUGUGUUUAAAAGAUUGGACAUCACCCUCGAAGCUUUGUUAUGCUAGUCCGGAUGCUCACACCCUACAUUUACUUGUUAACGUAUUCUGAGAUGCAAUAAGGACAAAAAGAUUGCUUAGCUAUUCGUUCAAAAUUUUAACAUUUUGUAAAUUUUGACUAUAAAAUAAUGCGUGUGAUAUUAAGGUAUUUUUGGAUUUAAAGUAUUGUAGCGUGGAUAUUGCACUGAAAACUUUGAAUGUGAGACUGUUGGGGAAACAUAUACAUAGGUUACCUAUUCACAUUUCAUCAUUCAUUAUCAUAUUGCAUUCCAAAACGAUCAUGUUAAGUGUCGUCGUUUUAAAAUUAAAUCACUAUUUAUAUUGAGUGUUCAUUAUAAGAAAACGAAUUUGAGAAGGUAUAUUCUUGAAAACUACCUAUUUAACCUGUAUAUACAAUGUUCACGAUGUUAAUAUCACUUUUGAAUGUAUUGAACAUUUCACUGGAACCACAAAUUAUAAAACCCAAGUUGUGUAGCAUAUUGCGUAUGGAUCACAAUAACUUGCCGAUGCCUCUUAGGUCCAUAAAAUAUAUUUUUAUAAAAUGCUUAGCUUUCUGUUACUUGUAAAGUAUUUUCACUAUUUACAUUACAUAAAAUGGUAAAUAAAUUAUGUACUAAAAUUA
Amyelois transitella is the source of this 3391-nucleotide messenger RNA. Its product is annotated as tumor protein D54. The record is from RefSeq and is a predicted model, not a curated record. Gene Ontology annotation, cellular component: cytoplasm. Bases 1534 to 2532 code for a protein of 332 amino acids. Lineage: Eukaryota; Metazoa; Arthropoda; Insecta; Lepidoptera; Pyralidae. The transcript has 6 exons.